UCAACAAGGCAAACCCUAAACCCUGUUACUAUUGUUCUAUAAAUUGUAUUCAAAAUAAUACGUAACUCAAUAUGUUGUCCAUAUGUCAUAGCCAACAAGAUCUGGAUCUCAUCGAUCAAAGAGCCAUAUAUUACACCAUUUUGCAGCUCUAGCUCCUUGCCCUUGAGACAAGCCAGGUAAUGGAUAUCACUGAAACUUAAACAACAACGUUUUUAUAUUUGAAAUGAAGAGGCAAUGUGGCAGCAAAGGAGGCAAAGUAGGCGAUGACUAAUGAGGUUUUCUGAUUGCCAACACUUGGAGGACAUGCCAGCUUUGCAUCACAAACCCAUUCAAUAUUAACAUGCAUGUAUUAUAUCACAAAUAGUGGUGCACAAUGUUUGGCAGAAAAGUGACAAGUUCACUAAAUUAUUAGGAAACACAUCAGGGUACCACAUGCUCACGUUGAUUGCGAGAUUUUAGCUCUGCUUCCUAUUUUGCUCACCUAUAGGAUUGAAUUAUGCAUUGCACCUAUAUAUAGAGUGAAGGAAUUCGUGAGAGCACAAAAACAUUGUGCUUCCUUUGAAAAAGAACAGAAUACAAAAAGAAUAACCAUGGCAAACAAGUUCCACGUUCGGUCAAAUAGUUUUCCUUCUGUAUCUCAUCCUAGCAUCUCUAAAGUAGAGGAAGAGCUAAGCAAGCUCAAAACUUGGGAAGCCACAUCCACUUCCACAUCAAAGUCAAUUGGCACUGGCUUGUCCUUGCUUCAAGAUUUGCAUAUUUUCUUGGAAGGUCUUCUCAACUUGCAAUCAACUCAGAAGAUGAUUUCCAACCAUCAAGGUGAGAAAUGCAUGCAAGAAUUGUUGGAUGGUUCGGUGAGAAUUUUGGAUGUAUGUGGCAUCACAAGGGACACCUUGUCACAAAUUAAGGAAAAUGUUCAAUCCCUUCAUUCUUCUCUAAGAAGGAGAAAGGGGGAUUCAAGCAUUGAAAGAAUAGUAGCCGAAUAUAAUUUCUUCUCAAAGAAGAUGAAGAAGAAUGUCAAGAAGUUGAUCACAUCUUUGAAGCAGAUGGAGACCAAAUUUGGAGUGUCCCCACUCUUGAAUCAAGACCAACAACUAGCUGCGUUGGUUAGAGUUCUUAGGGAAGUGAUUGUAAUGAACAUGUCUAUCUUCCAAUCCUUGCUAGCUUUCUUGACCGUGCCUGCUUCAAAGUCAAAGGCGACCAACCGGUUACUAGUAGCAAAAUUGAUGCACAAGGGAGUGAUAUCAUGCGAAGAGAACCAAGAGAAUUCCAAUGAGUUGCAGUGUGUGGAAGCAUCUUUAAGCCACCUUCAAAGUGAAGGUAGUAAUGUUGCAAAGAUGCAGGCUGCACAUGAAAGAUUGGAAGCAUUGGAGAAUGCCAUUCAAAGCAUAGAAAAUGGAUUGGAGAGCGUAUUCAGGCGCAUGGUUAAAACGAGAGCCAGCCUUUUGAACAUAAUGACUCCAUAGAAAAUACUAGUCAUAAUUUUCUUUCCAAAUCCUGCAGUGCAUCCAACAUUUAGGGAUUUGCUGAGGAUUGGAAAAUUUUGCCUCCAUCAAUUUGUACAUGUAUACAAUUCAAAAGUUAUAGAAUCAAAUACAUCAAAUGUUUAUACUCUACAUAUUUCGAUAUACUUUUCACAUUUAUCGUGUUUCUCUGGCUAAACAUUAUAUAGUUACUAAUUAAUAUUGGCUGGAGAACAAUAUCUAACUACCAAACCCCUUUAGUUACAAAAAUUCCACAACCGAGCAGAACACACUAGAGAACAGAAAAAAUAAAAAUAAAAAUAGAAAAAAAAACCGCAUAUAGAUGUUAACAGAAAGAAAAGAAUAAAAAAGAUAAUCACAGGAGCAAUUCUGACAUGCAAAAUCCUUGCAUCAACACUUCCUCUGCUGCUCAAGACCAGUUAGCAGAAAAGUCAUCUACCACGGAUAGCCUAUCCCUUAGAACAGCCUCCCAAGCAAAGAACAAUACCAAUUUUCAUUCCCACUAAUUGCCUCUUCGAAACUAUAGGCAUAGUCACUAUAGUUCCAUAAUUCUAGGCAAGAAUAAUGCUACGGACACUCUUUAACAAUCUUUAUUAUUGGUUAAAAUUUAUUAGAAAUCACAUUUUCGUGGGUUUCAUGUUUCAUAUAAUGAGUAUCUUUUCUGAUUUCCAAGUAAGACUCACCAAAAUUUGAAAUUUUCUAAUAAGU
Messenger RNA from Cajanus cajan (pigeon pea), 2189 nucleotides. RefSeq lists its product as uncharacterized. The record is from RefSeq and is a predicted model, not a curated record. Lineage: Eukaryota; Viridiplantae; Streptophyta; Magnoliopsida; Fabales; Fabaceae. Gene Ontology annotation, biological process: root development; shoot system development.